Anopheles arabiensis is the source of this 4650-nucleotide messenger RNA. Its product is annotated as RNA-binding protein squid-like. The transcript is spliced from 7 exons. Bases 406 to 1593 code for a protein of 395 amino acids. Lineage: Eukaryota; Metazoa; Arthropoda; Insecta; Diptera; Culicidae. Gene Ontology annotation, cellular component: nucleoplasm. The record is from RefSeq and is a predicted model, not a curated record. Gene Ontology annotation, molecular function: RNA binding. Gene Ontology annotation, biological process: regulation of gene expression.
CAUCGCUUCGUUCUUUCUCUUUGAACCGUCCGUGAAGAAGGUGCGUCGGGAGCGCCAGUGCUUUAGGGAAGUUUUUUUUAAUCAUAAUUGUGAGGUUAGGGUAUCCAUUAGAGGAUACAAGUUAACAAAAAACGAUCCGUAGCAUUUUGGUGCUGCUGGUUUGAGUACACCUACCUUGCGAAAAGUAUUUCAGUGUGCGCGUCUCCGGGCUAAGCAAACCCCCCGUACUAUAAACUUUCUGUGGAGUUCGAUUUUUUCACCCCACGCGCGCGCGUCCGAACACGUUCCCGGGUGUGUCUCUGUGUGGUGAGUGUGAGUGAGUGUGUGCUCGGGAGUGCGAGAUCACCAGCAAAAGAAGGGUGUUGAACGCGCCGCUCUCGUAGGCCCCUUUUUGCGCGAAACAAAAUGGCAGACACACAGGAAACGGAAGUUGUUAACGGUGGGGCGGCGGCGACGGUGGCCCCAACGACGGCCCAAGAGAAUCAAGAAAACAGUACCAAUCAGCCUCAACAGACGGACCAGCAAGCUGCUGCUGCUGCUGCUGCUGCUGCGCCGGCAGCACCGGCAGCGGCGGCUGCGUCCGGAAACGGUAAUACCGAAGCUACCAAAACGAACGGUAGCACGGAAAAUCACACCACCGCCACUACCACCACCGCCACCACCACCGCUGCAGCCGCCACAACCGUGCGCGAUGAUGACAGAAAAUUAUUCGUUGGUGGACUGAGUUGGGAAACAGCAGACACGGAUCUGAAGGAACACUUCAGCCAGUACGGUGACAUCGAGAGCAUCAAUGUGAAGACGGAUCCGAACACUGGCCGCUCGCGCGGCUUCGCAUUUAUCGUCUACAAGAGCGCGGACUCGAUCGAUAAGGUCGUGGCGGUUAGCGAGCAUGUGAUCAACAACAAGAAGGUCGACCCGAAGAAAGCGAAGGCCCGGUACGGCAAGAUCUUCGUCGGCGGGCUGACCUCGGAAAUCAGCGACGAGGAGAUUAAAACCUUCUUCGGACAGUUCGGAAAUAUCGUGGAGGUAGAAAUGCCAUUCGACAAGCAGAAGAACCAGCGCAAGGGCUUCUGCUUCAUCACGUUCGACUCCGAGCAGGUGGUGAACGAGUUGCUGAAGACGCCCAAGCAAACCAUCUCCGGCAAGGAGGUGGACGUGAAGAAGGCAACGCCGAAACCGGAAAACAUGGGCCCGAUGGGUCCAAUGGGUGGACGGGGCGGUAUGCGCGGUCCGCCGCCGCGCGGCAUGCGUGGCGGUCGCGGCGGUCCAGGUGGUCCCAAGGGCGGAUACGGACAAGGAUGGGGCGGCCAAGGCUACGGCGGUUACGGCUACGGACAAGGAUACGGCGGUGGUUAUGGUGAUUAUGGUUACGAUUACUUAGCCAGAUGGUAUGGAGGCUACAAUAACGGUGGUUACGAUUUGUCCGGCGGCUAUUACGGCGACGACUAUGGCUAUGGAGGCUACGAUGGUGGCUACAUGAACGGUGGCGGCCGUCCAGGAGGUCCAAGAGGGGGCAAAGGCGCCGGUGCAUACGGCGGUGGAAAGCAGCGAGGCAACAGUGGUGGUCGCCAACAGCGUCACGCGCCCUACUAAAGGAGCGCUUUGGAUGCUUUCUUCUACCAUACCAUACUCUCUCACCAUCCACAAACCAAAAACCAAACAACAACCACAGCAUAAACGGGGGAAAGUAGAGCAGCACAGGGUUUUGUGUCGCGUCGCGUGUUGUUUGUGUGUGAGAACAUUACACGCAGAGUUGAUCGUACAAAAGAGCGACUUAAGGGGAAACAGAAAACCACGAAGAAAACAAAACUACUACUCCCUCUCCCACUUUCCAACCCCGUCCUUUCUUUCCGACAACAUUUUAUUCUUCAUCAUACUCCUUUGAAUAAUCAAUAAUUUGAAUAAUCACAUACUGCUGGGGCGGCGGCGGCGGUGCCGCCCCCUUCAUGAUGAUAUAACAAAUAGAACUAUUAAACUUUGAUUCAACAUUUUUUCGUUUGUUGUAUGGGUGAGAGAUUGAAGAGGGAGGGGAGAGAGGAACAGAGUUGGAAAGAGAAGGUAUAUGAAAGUAUCAAUCAUAUGUAAAAGAUAUGUGCGCACCGCCACGAAAAUCCCUCCUUCCAUUCCCGCCUCCCCCCUAUCACCAAUCUUGUGAUGGGGGUAAAAUGUGUGCGUGUAUGUGUGCGCAUGUAUGCGUUUAUGAUGCGUUGGGGGGGGGGGGGGGGGAUGACAAUUACUUCAAUUUCCAAAACGUUUAGGUGUAUAGAUAAUAUAGCUAGGGGCCGAGCCAACGAGAGCAUUCUGAGAACAGAUACCCACAUCCAAACACAGACAAAAUAUGGUACCAACGUACAUACCCACACACACACACGCACACAUUUGUCAUACGUCGGCUAAAGUACACGCACAAGUGUGGUGUAGAGGAGGAAGGUGUGCUGCUGUGUGGAUUCCAAGAUCCUUGGAUUCAAUUUAGAAUCAUGAUUUUUAUUAUUAUUUAACUCACUUUUAACUUUGGUUAUUGUGAAAAUCAAGAGAAAAAAUAUAUAUAUGUAUAUGCAAUCACACAAACAAACACUUUUAAAGUAAUGAAAGCGAAGCAAGAAAGGUAUACUACGAAGAGAGAGAGAGAGAGAGAAAGGGAAAGGGGGAGAACGAAGAAUGAACAAACAACCACAUACACACACGCGUGUAGAGUAGUAGUCAACCCUCGGGUUUCUUUCCAGCUGUGUAUUUCCUUCAAUCCAAAAACAAAAAACAAAAUAACGUAGUAGUAUUAAGGCGAAAAAGAAUCCAACUCUUCUCACGACACACACUCUUCACAAGCCUCGCUUCUUUUUUGUCAUCGCGCGUGUGUGUGUGCAAUGAUGGGGGAUAGUUUGCUUCAGACUGUUCAGAUGCUCUAGGUGGUGUUGUAUGUGUGUUGGGUGCACGUGCGAGUGGGUGGUGUGUCUGUAGCGAGGGAUAAUUCGAGACUAUUAAAAAAUUAGAUUAGAAGCGCGCGCGCACGCCGCGCAGGACACUCUCUGGCAGUUUUAACGCGGAUAAAUGAUGCGAAUAUCGACCCGCACACACAUACUCCCUCACACUCAUACUCGUGCGCCGCCCCCCCCCCCACCCCAAAACGUAAGAGAACCAUUAAUAUUAGAUAACAGGGUGGUGUGUGUUGGCAUUAUGGGUGUGUGUGUGUGUUGUGUUUGAUCACGGACUCCUUAAUUUAUACCGCCGCGCGCUUCACACAGAUUGCGAGCGUGUAUGCGUGUGUGUAUUUUUUUUUUAGUAGUUAAGCUCAGGAAUUAGGCAAGAUCUGUUUUUUAAGUUCUGUUUCUUCAAUCGUGCACAAUUACGCUCUUGGCGGGGCGGCACCACACUACUCUGGCGGCAUUUCCAAAUCUUGCGAAGGGGGAACACAGCGGGGAACGAGGGAGAUUAAACCGUAACCAAAAAUGGAAGAAGCAAAAAAAAAAAGAAAGGAACGGGUGUGAUGAACUCAUAAUUGAAAAACUCUACUACCUUAUUGCAUAGUAUAUUACUUGUCCCCGAGGAGCUAAUUUGAUUUUAGUGACCACAUUUCAUAAUAGACUAGCGUCGUGAGAGCGACGGGGGGAAGAGAGGGUUCGAGAAGAGUGAAAAAUCCAGGAUUUUACGUGGCAACUCGGAUGAUCAUUCGGGAUGGAAACUAAUUUAAGAAGCAGAGAGAGAAAAAACAGAAAACAGUAGGAAAAACACACCCUCUCUGAGAUAGCACAUGCAAAUUUAUGUACAGCUUAUAUUAAAGUAAUCCUUCGUUUUCCAUCUCCAUUGAUGUAAAGCAGAAUUUUCCAUGGAACUCACACAUGUGUUGUGAGUGUGUGUUUGUGUGUGUGUGCGAGUUCGUGUGCGAAGUUUAUUUGUGGGCGCGGCGGCUUGUCUCCCUCGCCAGGCUCGAUACUUAUCAUGUAAGAUGAGCUAAAUAAAAACGUAUAUAUGAAGAACACACGAAAAGCAUGCGAUUGGCGCUCAUCGAUUGAAACAUCGGUGCGUGUCGUUUGCCCUUGGGGGUUGUGUUAGAGAUAUUUGCCGGAUUAAUUUAUUGUUCAUUUCGACGUCACAACAACCAUCAUUUUUGUUUUGUUUUCGAUUAUAAAUCCACUUCCGGGUAGGGGAUUGCGUGAUAUAUAUUGCUUGCUACAGUUGUACAUGCUGACCCACACACACAAACACACACACAUACACUAAAGCCGCUCCUUGUAAUUUAAGUUCGAGUUUAAAAUUCAAACACAAAUAAGUUUACUUAAAACGGAAACAACAGAAAAGAAAGUUUAAGAGAGAGAGAUAGUGAUGCUGCAGCCAAUUUGCGUUUAAAACGGGAUUUCGUUAUUCGGGGGAGAGAAGGCAGCACUCUCCUGGUGAAACGAAAAUGCGGAAAAUUAUGUGUACGGUGUGGGUGGGAGAUAGUAACUUAUCCUGCGCGCGCGCGCGCAGUGUUGGGAAAACAAGACGACGACGACGACGACGCGUGUAUGAUGUACAAUUUUUGCUCUGAAUUCAAACUAAAGGUGUACACCGCUAGGGGAAGAGAAAGAAGAUGGUACAACAACCAAGUUCAAUGUAUUUUUGAGAUUUUCCAGAAGGUAAAAAUAAAAAUAACAAAAACACUAAGCCAACAUGAAA